AUGGAUUCUGCAGUGCGCGAUUCGCCCGUGGUAAUGCGCCCAACACCCGUCCAGCUCGACGAUGGCUUUGUGCUCGUCGUCAGCAUUGGUGUCGUUGCAGGCCUCACCCUCUUUGUCCUUCUCCAAGCGCUCCAGGCGCUCAAGGAGGCCCUCCGAUCACGAGAGAUGCAGGAAAGGCUAUCCACUCUCCCACUGUACACAAAGUAUGGUGCAUUCCUGCUCAACCCUGCAGACGAACGAAACGGAUACACCGAAGAGGAUAUGCAGAGAAUGAAUGCAGGUCUCACGACGGGCAAGGGCGGCCCAAGACUUCCUCCUCCAAUCCCGCGACGUGCCUCCAGACGUCGCUUAUUGUCCCCUCAGCCCACUACUACCAAUACCGAAUCGAGUAGUGGCUCCAGUGGUGCAGAAGGGAGACCAGAGACACCACGAAGGCCCCAGCUCGAAUCGACUGUGAGCUUUGGCCAGCAAUCCGCUCGCUCGCAUUGGCUUGGUCCCCACCGUUGCCAGUUUACGCUCUCACCAGAGGAGAUUGUGACUUCGGAAGAUGAUAGUGGCGACGAGAGUGAUACAUCCUCCACGGCCACAUUUUCGCAUCCGUAUUUCCCUCAUCACGCCCCGCAACAUCAUUCACAUCAUUUGCCUCAUCAUGGAGAUGCCAAAGGUGGCAAGGAAAAGUAUCCGUACGCUCAGGGUAUCGUACAUUACCCCAAGAGAAGAGAAUCGUUUAGCAAUGGGCGGAAUCAUCGACGAAGACCAGGUGUCUACCUCGACCUCGACUUGCCGGUCCAGUCUACUCACCAUGGAGAAGAGGAAGAGAGUGAAUCUGGGCUCGUCUCAGAUGCGACCAUGGUCGCUUCGGCACCAAAGUCGGACAAGUUUACUCCUUCACACAAGAAGAAGAACCAAGACGAAGGCGACUAUUUCUCUUACGUACCCAAACGUUCACUCCCGCCACCCGUACCGAUGCAAAUGACUCGAAUCUGCGUCGUGUACGACGACACGUCGUCCAACGACGGAAACUCUUCCAACGAAGCCACUUCAAGCUCGAAUUCGGACGAUGCGAGGGCUGGAGGGAGAAAAUUUGCAGAAGAAAGACGACGUGCGGCGCUCAAUGCUGCGCUCGACGAGGCCAAUGCCAUGGUCUCGGCAUGGAAGGAAUACGAAUACACCCCACGCAGACAUCAGCGACGCACCCAACCCCAAUCUCGACCUCUAGCAUCCGAGCAGCCUGCAGCUAGUACUUUGGUUGCCGUAUAA
This is a messenger RNA of Serendipita indica DSM 11827, 1260 nucleotides long. NCBI's taxonomy places the organism in Eukaryota, Fungi, Basidiomycota, Agaricomycetes, Sebacinales, Serendipitaceae. The record is from the annotation of a GenBank genome assembly.